Messenger RNA from Hylaeus anthracinus, 6912 nucleotides. Its product is annotated as F-box/LRR-repeat protein 20. NCBI's taxonomy places the organism in Eukaryota, Metazoa, Arthropoda, Insecta, Hymenoptera, Colletidae. Bases 123 to 1661 code for a protein of 512 amino acids. The record is from RefSeq and is a predicted model, not a curated record. Gene Ontology annotation, molecular function: protein binding. The transcript is spliced from 9 exons. Gene Ontology annotation, biological process: SCF-dependent proteasomal ubiquitin-dependent protein catabolic process. Gene Ontology annotation, cellular component: SCF ubiquitin ligase complex.
UUCAGUAGACUCGGCCAUUUCUCUUACGAAGCGUAGCAACUCGUUCGGCCGCGACAUUUUUUUCCCACUGACGACCGUGCGGGUAUUCCCGGAAGCUUUGCAAAAUAACGCGACGCAAAAGGAUGAUACACUCCGGGCGCACCAGGCUCGAGAAAAAAGUAAGUCGCGUGGGCGUAGGAGGAGGGGGCCAGGUCGGGCAAGGGGUGCAACCGGUCGAGGAGUCUGGUGCAAGUGGUCAGUGGUGGAGACAACAGCAUCCAUCGUAUCAUCAUCAUCAUCAUCACCAACACCAUCACCAUUAUCACCAUCAGCCCGGUUAUUACACGUCGCAAUCGCACACUCACAACAAUCCUGUCACUACCAUGAAGCAGUCUUACAUGCAGCUAACAUGGGUGUUUCAUGACGACGAGGCGCAGAUAAAUAAGAAACUGCCAAAAGAAUUGCUGCUUAGAAUUCUCUCGUAUCUGGAUGUGGUGUCGCUAUGCCGGUGCGCGCAAGUAAGCAAAGCCUGGAAUGUAUUGGCGCUAGACGGAUCCAAUUGGCAGAGAAUCGAUCUCUUCGAUUUCCAACGAGAUGUGGAGGGAUCAGUUAUAGAGAAUAUAUCAAGACGAUGCGGCGGUUUCCUGAGGCAGCUGUCCCUCAGGGGAUGCCAGAGCAUCGGGAAUAAUUCCAUGCGCACGUUGGCUCAGUCAUGUCCCAAUAUCGAGGAGCUGAACCUGAGCCAGUGCAAAAAGAUCUCAGACGCCACCUGCGCGGCUCUCAGCAGCCACUGUCCGAAACUCCAACGAUUGAACUUGGACUCGUGCCCCGAGAUAACGGACAACUCCCUGAAGGAUCUCUCGGAUGGUUGUCCGCUUCUCACUCACAUCAACCUGUCCUGGUGCGAAUUGCUUACCGACAAGGGAGUCGAGGCGUUGGCGAGGGGCUGCCCAGAACUCCGCAGCUUUCUGUGCAGAGGCUGCCGCCAGUUGACGGACAGGGCUGUCAAAUGUCUGGCACGUCGCUGCCCCAAUUUGGAGGCGAUCAAUCUACACGAAUGCAGGAAUAUAACGGACGACGCAGUCAGAGAACUGAGCGAACAGUGUCCGCGACUGCAUUACGUCUGCCUGUCGAAUUGUCCUAAUCUGACGGACGCAUCCCUGGUCACGCUGGCGCAACAUUGUCCACUCCUCAGUGUCCUCGAGUGCGUCGCCUGCACACACUUCACCGACGCAGGUUUUCAGGCUCUCGCGAAAAAUUGCAGACUACUCGAGAAGAUGGACUUGGAAGAGUGCCUUUUAAUAACAGACGCCACCCUCAUUCACCUGGCCAUGGGCUGUCCGAGAUUGGAGAAACUGAGUCUAUCGCACUGUGAGCUGAUCACCGAUGAAGGCAUCCGGCAGUUGGCUCUCUCGCCGUGUGCGGCGGAACAUCUGGCGGUGCUGGAACUGGACAACUGCCCCCUUAUCACAGAUGCCAGCCUCGAUCACCUUCUACAGGCCUGCCACAAUCUCGAACGCAUCGAGCUGUACGACUGUCAACUGAUCACCAGAGCUGGCAUACGUAGACUCAGAACACAUUUGCCCAACAUCAAGGUCCACGCGUACUUCGCACCCGUAACACCCCCGCCGAGUGCGGGCGCGUCUCGGCAACGAUACUGCCGGUGCUGCGUCGUUCUGUGAUUCCGCAUUCAAGUGACUCUGAUGUAAAUCGUCCGACGUACCACGCUAACGGUGGACAUUGUUUUGGUGAUCGCUGUGUUGCGGCGAUUGUGGGACCUUCUUCUCUUCUCUGGUUCGCCAGGCCGAGACUCCGGCUGGCCGCCUGCGUCGUCAACAGUAAGAGAACGAGCCUCGUCGUGAAUAAUCACGAAAUCCUUCGUGAAAUCUGUUCGAGCUACACACUCAACGAGUACAGUACAUCACAGUCAUUCACACGGUACAGAUACACGCGCGCAUACAUACAAACACGUACACACAUAUACACAGACACAGCCGCUACUGCAAUCAACUACUAUUAUCGCUGCUACUCUACCACUAGCCCGGUACCUAUAUACGCCGCUGUUGAACACUGUUUCGCGGUCGUUUAUCGUUUCUACUCGGAAAGACUCACACGUUGUUUAUCGAUAGCGCGCGUAAUCGCUGUCGUAAUUGUUCGCCUCGCUACGUGCGUCGAAACGAAGUUUCGCGAAGGAAAGAAAUUCCAGGCACUCGCUCUGGGGAUCGCUUACUCUUCUCGGUCACUCGUUAUAUACCGACACACCGCGACUAAAACAUGCAUAGCCGAGUGUCGUGCACGCGUCUCAUAAACGCUCCGCUCCUAAAACGGGCCGACGUCUAUCGGACCAGCCCGUAUUUCUCGCGGUUGGAUGUUCCACCCGAUGCGUAAACAAAUGAAUAAUGGAAAAACGACAACCAUAUGUAUAUAUAUAUACACACACACACACACAUAUAUUUUUUUAGUCAAUGCAUCCUCUCUUCUGCUAUAGACGCUACUAUCGAAGAGAAACGCAGCGAUCCGUUCCGAACGACGAUGGGCGUCGCGUAAUCACGUCCAACGUCAGACUUUUCGAACACCGGGGAAUGUUGAUCCCAUUCGAACGUCUUUCGCGUUAACGUAGCCACUCGGUUUCCAAUCGAUAGACUGCUUUAUGCAUUCAUGACAUUUAAUCUUAUGGAAAAUAUAUGCCAAAUGUCGUCUCCGGAAUAUAUGCACUUAUACUAAAUGAAACAUUCAUAGUACUGUUACUUUCUGAAAUAGAGUCCUUUUUUAAAUAGACUUCCUUGUAACACAGUUCAUACGUUACGGGUUCUAUGAAAUCACGUUAUAGGAAAUCGUGUUAUACGAGAAUUUUCCUCGUAUAAGCAAAUAAUUUAACACGUGACCGUGACAAAGAACAAAAUAAACAAAAAUUGGUAGCGAUUUAGAUAACAAAAUAAAUUGGAAAAACGUGAAAUUUACGCAUCCAAAUAUACAACACACUAUAAAUCAUCGCAAUAUCUGUAGCGCGCGAUAAAGACUCGUGUUAUAAUCGAGGUUAACGUACAUUCUAUAUUCAUUUUGCAGGUGUUUUUCAUGUUAACAUGUCAUAAAUGCAUAAAAUCCGCAGUCUACCAAUCGAUGAUUCACAUGAGCGUAUGUAUGUGUGCGUGGGUGCGUGUGUGCGUUUGUUUCUGUAGCAGUUUCUCAACGAACACUGCCUGUUAUAAUGUUAUUAAUAUAAAGAAACAGAAAAUGCAAAAAAAUAUAGACGCAGAGGACACGAGAGCGUCGUAGGAAUCGCAGACUUUUUUGAAUCUCGUCGUGAAACCGUAGAUACCGUCGUUCGUUAGAAUACAUUGUACACCGUAUCUCCAGAAAGAAGGGGAACAAGAUCGUUUGCUGGCCGCGUUCUGUUCAAGAUCACACGUGCGAUGGUAAGCGCCACCUGAUGGGUUUCUUUCCUUUCGCGAAAGCACGCGAAUCGCGAACAACAUACUUAACCAAAAUAGAAGCGAAGACUUCUCAAAAGAGAGAUACGAGAGGACAGGUACGCUAUUCGAAGCGUACAUCGCCCUCGAAAACUCGCGUUUAGUUGCUGCUGGCGUUUAGGCGGUGGCACGUUUCAGAUGAUGCAUUUUACGGUGAUUCGCGGACAGGCACAAACCAGCGUUGGGUAAAAUUUAAUCCACGAUUACGUUUACCGCGUAAUCGGGAAUUGUGAUCGAUUGUUAAUACUUUGAGUGCUGAGGAGGAAAUACAUUUUUCCUAUCGUGAACUCUGUCAAUUGAAUGUACAAUGUGUAACUACGUUAUAAUUGUAAUUCUUUUAAGCCAAAUUAAAUCACACGAAAUACUUAUUUUUAAACAUUCAUUAUUUUAUUAAUCAUAUUAAAAUGUAAUAUAAAUUUUAACUUGAAAAUAUAUUGACGAAUUUAAAUAUUUUAACGUAAUAAAUAUAACUGAAAGUAUGGAAAAGUUUAUAUUUAUAUUUUAAACAACAUAAUUGUGUCUCGAGCAUGCGGGAGAUCAAAAAGGUUAACAAACGUAUGUAUGCGUCCAUAGCCCACACUGAUAGCUUUCAUUGGACGCAUAUUUGCGACCACAGCACUCGAAGGGUUAACGAAUGAUCAGGCACGAUUUGCUUUGCAAUAUUACAAAGUACUGAUUUAUAAUUGCAGAUUGCAAAUGUAGUUUACGAUUACCGAUUGAUCCGUCAAUCACGAGUGAUUAUCACGAAAGUAAUCACGAAGUAAUCGCUGCCCAACUCCGAUACGGACACCGGUCUGCCUGCGAAUCGAGCCCCCUCUUCCCACAAAAAAAAAACGAUACCGUAUUUUUCCCCGACGACCCGGACAUCUACAUACUCUUCUGUUUACUUUGUAUCUCCGUUUGUUUCUUUUCCUGUUUUUCUUUCUUCUUUUCUCUUCUUUUCUUUUUUUUAACUUGUCAUGGACUAGGAGAGCACAGACUGACAAAACGAAUCAAAGCGUUAAUGCGUUGAACCGAUUCACUUCGGCCCAGCGACCGACUUGCUGGCCUCUCUUUUACUUUUUAAGCCUAGGUUACGUAAUGGUGACGGUUACGAGAACCGUGGAAGCGUCCGGAAACGCGGAUCGCCGGACCUUUGGAUGCUCGUUCGCGUCACUCCGCGAUUAGGUGGCUACGCGUCGACGAGGCGACGUGGAAAUUCCUUCGUUCCUGCCUCCUUUCCACUUCGUCGUGGUUAUACGCGAUGCACAAAAGAAAAGCGUGGUGGAAAGAAAAUCGGUUCGCGAGACAAGGCGUGUCUCCUUCCCGCCGGAAAAAUCGUCUAAUCACCUUGACGCGAAGAUCGUUCGGGAAACGUAAUAGGUAAUAUUGAUUUCUAAGAAUAACUAUAUCGAGAGACAGGAAAUAUUGACUACUCUAGGUCACUUCCCCCGCUAUCGUUGGCAGCUGAGACGAGUACCUCUGAAAGGUACACGCGGUUCAAUUAUUUUGUCCAUACUAAAGUAAUUAUUAUUAUUAUUAUCGUUACUAUUAAACAAUGUACAUGUAUUGUAUACAUGAAAACAGAGGCAGCUUAUCAACUUAACCUCGAAUUUAUUAUACAAAUAUAAAGAAACACGAACAGACAAGGUCGGACAACCACUCAAAUUCGCGAUCAGAAGCCGAGCUUAUUAAUUUGUAUGUUUCUUCAGUUUGAAGAAUCCAUCGAUUCGUAUACCUUGAUCAUCUCGGUAAACUUCUAAGAGCAUUUUACAUGCCGGAUACAUAAAUUGAACGCCAACGGAUCAUUUACAGUCUCCGCAAUUGAAAUUUAGCGCGCACUAGUUUAUGUGUCUAUCAAAGACACGUCCGAACGUUCCGAAUGAACAGUUUCGAUGAAACAAGUACUUACAAAUGAAUAUAAGAAUCAUUUUUGUUUCCGCUGUUCCUUCGUGUUUUCCUUAACACAUUGUACGCCGACCUUCGCUGUCGCGGAAUUUCCAGUCUAUCGUUCUAAAUGUAUACAGGUUUUAUGCGUUGGUAUGUAUGUAACUGUUGUCGUUUGUUUGUUUUUUUCUGCAUUUGUUCUACUCCUUAAAGAAACAAGAUACAAACGGACAAAAUUUGUAUAUUUUAUUUCAUCUGCUUUUAAACAUCUAAAGCUAGUGCCGGUACUCAGUCUUUCAGCGGUUGAUAUUUACUCGGUGUACAAUGUGUUCAGAAAAUGAUAAAAUUUAACGCAAUGCUUAUUUAACUAGAUGUAUUGUAAUCAUUUUAGAACGGCGAUAUACAUAAUAAGGGCUGAUUUUUUGUCGUAGAGAAAAUCCUUGGAAGAAUCACUGAUGUUUUGGGAUAAAGCCGGGGAUAGCGUGGGAUUCUGUGCACUGCCUAACCACUAAAAUCUUUAUCGUGUCCCUGGAAACGUCAAUGAUACGUUGUUCAGUGUUUUCCCUCGCACACCUGCGCCAAUCCAGUGGUUUAACCCUUUGCGCUCGGGUGGCGCCUGUAGGGCGACAUAUGUAAUUUAAGAGCGAUUUUGUGAACGUACAAUUUGAAAUUCACAUACAUCAGAAUACAACUGAUUAUUAAUUGAAAUAAUAAUACAUUGAGGCAUGAGCGUUCGUAGAUGUUUUUCUUCGAAGUAGAGUUUUUGGUUUCACAGAAAUUUAUUAUAAAAAUGGACUGGAUUUGAUUCUAUAGAAAAAUGCCUCGAGCGCAAAGGGUUAACAACCAUUUCCGUUCUAUAGCUCUCCUUCAUCUUGACGACGGGACGAGAACUCUCGGGCUGUGUGCAAUGAUGUUUUCGUGAAGUAUACCGUAGCAUUCGUUUGAAAUUUACUUCUCCAAUUUACUAAGAACAUCUGAAUGUAGUAAACGCGAAAGAGGCACGGAAAGGUCAAGUUUACGUUUUAAGAGAGUUGAUAAAUUACGCUGAUCGUGUUGGUCCAAGUGGCUGAAUUGGCUGAAAAUGCAGUUCGUGAUGACAAGAAAACCAGAAUCAUUCCGAGGCAUCAGAACUUGCCAUCCGUAAUGACGAGAAAUUGAACAAAUUGCUUGCUGGCGUAAGCGUUGCUCAAGGUGGUAUAUUACCGAACCUACAAGCCGUUUUGUUGCCGAAGAAAACCGAAAAGAAAGCUUAACACAUUAAUACAAAUAGCAAGCACCACCAAACGAUCGUCUACGGCCUAUUGUGAGUGUAAAGCAGCGGAGAAACGGGCAUUCUCCUAACACUGUUGCGGUUAUCGGUCGUUAGGACAAUGAUGGAGGACAAACAAUCUCAAAUGGACUCGAGCUACGGGUUUGAUGUAACAAGCAGAGCGUAUAUUGGGUUCGGUACCUUGUUGUUGUCUUAUGCAUUAGUAACAUUGAAUCCGAGAGCAACACUCCUUGCAAUUGCACAUGACUAGAGUUUUACGGGGGCUCCAAGUACUUGCCUCAAUGAAAUAUGAUAAUAGAGAGGGCUAGUUUCUCCUUUCUCGUUUUU